This is a messenger RNA of Gambusia affinis (western mosquitofish), 2675 nucleotides long. It is a transcript of the gene ctdsp1, whose product is annotated as CTD (carboxy-terminal domain, RNA polymerase II, polypeptide A) small phosphatase 1. Gene Ontology annotation, molecular function: RNA polymerase II CTD heptapeptide repeat phosphatase activity. NCBI's taxonomy places the organism in Eukaryota, Metazoa, Chordata, Actinopteri, Cyprinodontiformes, Poeciliidae. The transcript has 7 exons. Bases 494 to 1414 code for a protein of 306 amino acids. The record is from RefSeq and is a predicted model, not a curated record.
CUAAACAUCAAAAAACCACUAGUCGUAACAACUGAACAGUGAACAAAUUAGCUGCCUUUGAAUACUUAUCCUUUAGUUUCGACUUUUUACGUCACAUUCACACUGUAACCUUCUGUCCCGAGCGCAUUCUGCGCACUUUAACAAGUUUACACGGUAAAUCAUAGGCAUAUUAUGAAGGCACAUAGAGUAUUUUGAAUUUAAAAGAACACGGUGUUAACUUUUGGAGCAACUUUGUCCUGUUCAGGUUAAGGGACCGAGGCUAAAUGUGUCGACGCGUCGAGGCGGAGUGUCGGUGACGGCGGUUCCCUCUUCCUGCGCCACUUUAAGUGGAAGAGGGGCGCCUUGAAACCUCCAUGUUUGUAUCUUGAAAUUGCGAACGGAGUUGAGCACCAUAUUGAAUCAAAGUUACCAACUCUUUAAAACAAAUGUUUGGUAACUUUCUAACUUUCUACGUCAGCGGCUUAGCGAGUGGAUCCUCCGGCAGUGCUAAUGGAUGCGCUUUAGGCGACUGCUUUGCCACUUUUCCGGCGCCUUUCAGUUUUGUUUUCGUACAUGUUCAGUUCAUGCAACGGCACCGGAGUCGGCGAAACAACCCAUAAGUUUAAAGCGUGAGGUCCGGGACUCGGACGUGAUGGACAAUCCGUCCUCAGUAAUCACCCAAGUGAGCCGGGAUGAAGAGGGAAAUAAAGCCGCAUCAGAAAGGGGCUCUUCUCCCUCCCUGUCAUCUAAGAAGCCGCGAAGCAGAGGCCUGUUCUCCGGCCUGUUCUGCUGCCUCUGCCGGGACCAGCCUGAGCCCCCGCCCGUCAACAACAAUGCCCCUCUCUUAGUGGAGGAGAAUGGGACGGUCUCCAAGGUCAAGCCACUGCUGCCUCCGGUCAAGUCAAAAGACGCUGGGAAGAUCUGUGUGGUGAUAGACCUGGACGAGACGUUAGUUCACAGCUCUUUUAAGCCUGUGAACAAUGCAGAUUUCAUCAUUCCCGUGGAAAUAGAUGGAACCGUACACCAGGUGUACGUCCUGAAGCGGCCGCACGUCGACGAGUUCCUGAAGAGGAUGGGAGAGCUCUUCGAGUGCGUCCUGUUCACUGCCAGUUUAGCAAAGUACGCAGACCCCGUCUCUGACCUCCUGGACAAGUGGGGCGCGUUCCGCUGCCGCCUCUUUAGGGAGUCGUGCGUUUUCCACCGAGGCAAUUACGUGAAGGACCUGAGUCGUCUGGGUCGGGAUCUCAACAAAGUCAUUAUUGUGGACAACUCCCCCGCCUCCUACAUCUUCCAUCCCGACAACGCAGUUCCCGUUGCUUCUUGGUUCGACGACAUGUCCGACACCGAGCUGCUGGACCUCAUCCCGUUCUUCGAGAGGCUGAGCAAAGUGGACAACGUCUACACGGUCCUCAAGCAGCAAGGGACUCCGAGCUAACGCCGUUGAGGUCUUCAACUCGACGCCGUAGAACAAAACAGGAAGAGAGGAAAAAGCCGGACACACCAGCGAGGCCGGAGCUCCAUCCAUCACUGCCCACCAGAACACAACGCUGCUUCACAGCUGACAGAGCCUUCACCCUCCCAGUAUCCGACCAGCUUCCUGACCGGCGCUGCCAUCUUCUGGUCAAACACAGACAGGAUGAAUGAAUGUUUAAUGACGUUUCCACAGUGUAGACCACGAAUCCUCCGGAUUCCACCUGGGUACUGGACGCUGAUUUCUCCAUGGGAUGCUCCUUUAAACUGAUUUGAAAGGAAUUUUUUUUUUUUUUUUUUGAAAGGUUUACAUGAAAGCACACGUGUCCCAUCCCAAGCAAUGCAUGUCGUUCACGUCUUCUAAGCACGUUGGACCAGUGUUCAUUUGAACCACGUUUUUAGCGCUGUUUUGGAGUCACCAAGGCAGUGUUAUAAAAUAAUCUCGUUCAAAUUAGCUACAGUUUCAAAUAUUAAAACAUAAGUAAUUGGACAGCACUUUACUGUUUGAUGUGUAGUCUAUAGUGCAAACUGAUGAUUUUUGUGCGCAAAUAUUGUUUAGAAAAUGGCAUAAAAGUCCAAAUUUGAUAUCUUUACGGUGUAAUUCCCCACCGCUUCAUGCUCUUAAACAGGCUAGAAUUGUUCUGAUUGAACCGGAGAAAUAGCAGCUCUCAUUGGUGGUCAGGUCGCUAAACGCCAUGACCAAUUGAGUUCAGAGGACCAGAACUGUCUUCCAAACCCCAACCCCGGGAAACCAGUCACUGUUAAUGGUGCAUCACAACUGUGUCGGGAUUUGUUCCUUCGCUUUAAAGCCACGCACAAAUCGUGAACUUUUUUUUUUUUUUUCCCUUCUUCUUUUUAACUUGGGUUUAACAGACUGUAUUUAAAGUUCUGUUGUAGUGAAACAGUAGGCUUGAGAUAUUUACUUCCCUAAGCGGUACUUUGUAGCCUGGAGGCGAGUUUGUGACGUUGUCAGAAGAUGCUUGUUUGGGGAGCGUAACGCCAUCUGUUGCAACAAAUGGUUUGGUUCAGUCCAGAUUUAAGGCAUAAAUCCACCUUGACGCCGUUCAACACUAUUGGUUCUGUUACUUGGCUGAAGUUCUUCAUCUUCCGGACGUGAAUGGAUGUAAUAUUAACUGUAUUAAUGUAGCGCAGCCAUGUUAACAUUCUUUGAAUUUGAAAUAUAAUCACAGAAAAUAACAACACCCACUCCUUAAGGUUUUCUUUUU